AUGCCCGAAGAUACCAUUGCCAUCAUUCCCAACAUGGGGAAUCAGCCUGCACGUCAAUAUUCCGCCAAAGCCUGUCGUUGGUUAAGCUGGAUGAGUCACCAGAGCGGAUCUCACAUACGACAUGCUAGAAACGGAGGAGAAGUCAAGAUCGGAAGUUAUACUGUAGAUGGAUACCAGGAAGCUACUCGUACCAUCUACGAAUUUUACGGAUGCUAUUGGCACGGAUGCCCUACUUGCUAUCCGAAUUUACAGACCGAAACUCAUCCUCACCGGACACAAUUUACUUACCAGGAAUUACACGAGGAAACUUUAAGGAGGAAUACGGUCUUAGAGGAAAUGGGGUAUUCCGUACAUAGUAUCUGGGAACACGAUUUCGAUCAACAAGUACAAAUAGAGGGGGCAUUACAGAAUUAUGUACGAGAUCUGGACAUUCCAGAUCCUUUGAACCCCCGAGAAGCCCUGUACGGAGGCCGGACCAAUGCUACAAGAUUGUAUUGUGAGGAGGGGGACAUGAGAUACGUGGACGUCUGUUCCUUAUACCCUUACGUGUUAAAACACAGACCUUUUCCUUUGGACCAUCCUCAGAUCAUUACAGACGACUUCCAGGACGUGAGAACUUAUUUCGGUCUCAUUCACUGUCGGGUCUUACCACCCCGAGGCCUCUAUCACCCCGUUUUACCUUAUCGCACAGGAGGCAAGUUAUUAUUUCCAUUAUGUCGAACCUGUGCGGAACGACAGGACUCUACUUCUAAACAUCGAUGUCAACACACAGACCAGGAACGCAGUCUUACAGGUACUUGGGUGACUACAGAAUUACAUAAAGCCCUAGACAUGGGAUAUACUUUAGAGCGGAUUUACGAGGUUUGGCAUUUUCCAGAAAGCAGUCAAGAUUUAUUCAGAUCUUACAUCGAUACCUUCUUAAAGAUCAAACAGGAAGCGUCUGGAUUCCCACCUGAUUGUCAGACGGAGGAACAGAAACUAGAUUACAUUCGUAAAGUCAUAGACAGAGAAGGCAUUAGAAUGGACCUAUUAAGUAUAGAAAAAAAUCCGGUGCGAAGAACGAUAGCCAAACUCUUUUUAAAUUGCCUGUGGGGAAAAUUCGCUCAACGCCUGUUAUUACCUAAAACUCGAUACUUGACCGAAGAAGAGGAAGUACAGCAACUCUUACAAGAUUCGACCAUUGACAUCAAAGGGCUAGAACUCUUAGAAAAUAAAGAGGACCCGGAAUUGGACAUGAUGCUGGUGAAUUAUCAAGAGAAACAGGAAUUUGUAGAAGAGUGUCCCUUCGGAAACGUGGUACUGGCCUGUUUCACUACCGCUCAUGCCCGAUUACACCUCUACGAGACUUUACAACCUUUAGGAGAUCGGGUCCUUUAUUUCGAUACGGACAGUAUCAUAUACCAACAUAAGGAGGGACAAUUUAAUCCUACCCUUGGCCACAGUUUAGGAGAAUGGACUGAUGAAUUAGACGGGGACCACAUUAUCAAAUUCAUGUCAGGAGGUCCUAAAAAUUAUGCUUACCUUACCGCCAAGGGAAAUUCCGUGUGUAAAGUCAAAGGAUUGACUCUUAAUUAUCGGGCUUCCAAUAUCGUAUCACCAGAGACAUUAGAAAAAAUGCUCAAGAAAGAAAUGGAUGAAAUCCAAGUCUCGGAGCCAGAGGGGGUUCCUCAUUACCCUAACUAUGCUCUGCUCUUAAAGAGAGAAGCUACCUUUAAAGAGGGAUGGCCCGAGUCUUUAAAGGGCUUAUUACCCAACCUAGCCAAAGCUGGAUUUUAUUACAGGGGAGUGGGUGAUAAGACCACUUGUUUUCAUUGUGGUAUGGGUUUUACCAACUGGGAACCUACAGACGAUCCUUAUGUAGAACAUGCUUAUUGGAACCCUAAUUGUCCUUACAUCAAUACCUAUAAAGGACGUGAGUGGGUGAUGAUCGUAUUCAUUAACCAUUUACUCCGGGUGGGAUACAAAGUUUCACCUGAAAUUAAACCUCUACUAGACCAAACCUCUACAGAGAUUCAGGCCACAGGAAAAUGUCACAUUUGUUUAGAGGGAGAAUUACAAAUGGCUUUACUCCCUUGUGGACACGUAUGUUGCUGUUCAUUAUGUGCUCCCACCUUCCGGUAUUGCCCCAUCUGUCGAUCCGAUGUGAAGAGAACUCAACGUAUAUUUCUGUGUUGA
Messenger RNA from Saccostrea echinata, 2175 nucleotides. RefSeq lists its product as uncharacterized. Gene Ontology annotation, biological process: DNA replication. Bases 1 to 2175 code for a protein of 724 amino acids. The record is from RefSeq and is a predicted model, not a curated record. The transcript has 2 exons. Gene Ontology annotation, molecular function: DNA binding; DNA-directed DNA polymerase activity; nucleotide binding. Lineage: Eukaryota; Metazoa; Mollusca; Bivalvia; Ostreida; Ostreidae.